Gossypium raimondii (Peruvian cotton) is the source of this 732-nucleotide messenger RNA. RefSeq lists its product as uncharacterized. Lineage: Eukaryota; Viridiplantae; Streptophyta; Magnoliopsida; Malvales; Malvaceae. Bases 1 to 732 code for a protein of 243 amino acids. The record is from RefSeq and is a predicted model, not a curated record. Gene Ontology annotation, molecular function: nucleic acid binding; RNA-DNA hybrid ribonuclease activity. The transcript has a single exon.
AUGGAGUCAACUGCUUUGAGUGGGAGGAUGGCCCGAUGGCAGAUCUUACUGUCUGAAUUCGAUAUUGUCUACGUGAGCCAAAAGGCUGUGAAAGGGAGUGCAAUUGCUGACUUUCUAGCUAGUAGAGCUUUGGAGGACUACGAGCCGUUGAGUUUUGAUUUCCCAAAUGAAGAUUUGAUGUGUAUAGCGGCUAUCGAAGAAAAUUCACAAGAAGGUUACAGUUGGAGGCUAAACUUUGAUGGAGCCUCGAAUGCUGUGGACAAUGGAAUUGGGGCAGUCCUAGUGUCCCCGAAUGGUGAUCAUUAUCCUUUCACUUGCAAAUUGGAUUUUGAUUGUACAAACAACAUGGCAGAAUACGAAGCAUGCAUCAUGGGUAUUCGUGCAGCUAUAGAGCGAAGAAUCAAAGUGUUAGAGGUCUAUGGAGAUUCAGCAUUAGUGAUAUAUCAGCUCAGGGGUGAAUGGGAAACGAGAGAUCCCAAAUUAAUCAAUUAUCGAAAGUUGGUCCUCGAAUUGAUUAAGGAGUUUGAGGACAUCACUUUUUGCUAUCUCCCACGAGAUGAGAACCAGAUGGCUGAUGCACUAGCUACUUUAGCCUCCAUGAUCAAGGUGAACAGACAUGAGGAUAUGAAGCCUAUCCAAAUGAGUAUCAUGAAGACCCGGCUUAUUGUUACAAUAUUGAAGAAGGAGAAAUCGAUGAUAGUCCUUGGUAUCAAGAUAUACUACGAUAUGUAA